Messenger RNA from Pantherophis guttatus, 1995 nucleotides. RefSeq lists its product as uncharacterized. Gene Ontology annotation, cellular component: cell surface. Lineage: Eukaryota; Metazoa; Chordata; Lepidosauria; Squamata; Colubridae. Gene Ontology annotation, molecular function: signaling receptor activity. The record is from RefSeq and is a predicted model, not a curated record.
UCUCUGCUCAAGAUCAGUUACAAGAUGGAAGGUUUCCCAGGCCUGCAACUACUGUUGAUGCUCACAGGUCUUUUUGCAUCCUGUACGUCUUAUUUGUUCCCAAGUCCUUCUACUGCAAGUUUGCAAAACCUAGGAAAGAGUCCAAAAGAGAUCGUACUAACUCAAGGAACCUCCCUCAGAAUAAGAGCUUUCUGUGCCUAUGAAUAUUUGCAAGGAAACCUCGUUUGGUGCAAAGAAAAACAACCCAAUGAAUGCCGAUUCCAAAAUCCAAGAAAUCUCACAGAACUAGGAUGGCAAUAUCUGACUCCUGAAGCAAACCAAAAGAUCAUGCUUGAAGGUGUAGUGAAUGGUUGCAUUUUUUUACUCAUGAAGAAUCUCCAAAUUGAAGAUUCAGGGAGUUAUUGGUUUGGAAUUCAAAGCGGCAUGAAGAUGGGUUCCGUAAAGUCAAUCAAAGUGGUAGUUCAUCAUGAUGAGCACGGUCAUUUCUUGCCUGGCAUACCUGUCUCACCUCCAACAUCUAGGAUGCCAUUUACUUCCACUGUAUCAGGAAUGAAGACACGACAGAUGAUCAAGAUACAAGGAGAAUCUCUUAGUGUCAAGGCUUUUUGUUCCCAGCAAUAUGCGCAAACAGAGAAAGUUUGGUGCAAAGAGGAACUGACGAAAGAAUGCAAUCUUGCAGAGCCCAUAAGUUUCUCCGGAUCAGGAUGGAAAAGACUCACUACACAACCAAAUCAACGUGUCAUUCUAAAUGAUUUGGGAAACGGAUGUAUUUAUGUCUUCAUGUCAGCUCUUCAAUCAGAAGAUUCAGGGAUAUAUUGGUUUGGGGUUCUUGAUGGCCCCAAUAUAAUCCCUUUAGGAAACAUCAGGGUGACUGUUCAAACAGAACAGGAAAGGGAAGAUACCGGGACUGCAACCAGUGAAGAUGAACGAAGAGUUUACCAGGUUGUCUGGAUUCUGGUUUCCAUUGCUGUUGCUCUAACAAUUUUUGCUGCCUUCGCAUUAGUUGUCAUUGUGUUCAUCAAGAGAAAGAAGAGAGUGGAAGAUGACGUGAAUUAUGGUGAUAACCCAAACUGUAAAGUAAUAUCCUUACAGAUUCAUGAAAGCAACACUGCCCAAAGUUUGCAUGAAGAACAGAACACAAUAUAUUCCAUAGUGAAGAUGCCCGGAUCAAGCAAAGAUGUCAACAGAACAUUUCCAUUAAGAUCAAAUAUCGACAAGCAUUCCAGUGAGUCCAUUGGUACAGUUUCUCCUUCAGAUUCUGUGGAAUAUGCAAGCAUCUCCUUUUAAUCAUAUUUCACCUUUGGGGUCCAAAAAUAAAAUAAACUUCGUUCUCACUCUGCACAUCUGGAUUCCAAUGGCGAGAAUUUCAUUGGUUUUAGAAUUAUGAUCUCUCCUAGGAUACUUCUUUAAUUCCUCAGCUAAUUUAUUGACUAAUUUAUAAUUUUAAGAGCUGAUAUUUUAAAUCCUGUAAGUUCCAUUAUCUGAAAUAUCUGCACCACUUUGCUGCUCUGUGAAGAUACACAGCCUUGCAACUACUUAGAUAUGGACAACUUAGUCCCAAUUCUUCAUAUGAGACUCUUCUUUGUGCCUAUACUACUGAACAGAAUUAAUGGUUUGUUUUAUCACUAUUUUGAGGUAAGAGAGACAAAAACUAGCUUAGGCCUUAAAAUAGUAUAAAAAUCAAAAGAAACACCAAACAAACAAAAAUAGACAUCUGGAAUGAACUAGAGUGUGUACAGAUAAACUACACUGUGAAUAAAUCACAUAGACUUCUUUUGGUCCUUUCUUUAAAAAGCUUCAAAUUUCAUCCAUUCUAUGCAUGCUUUAAUAUAUUCACAAAUGUAAAAUUUAACACACAAUAUAUAUUUAAAUUGCUGUUAAAAUUAUUCAUGUUUAUGCAAGCAUUCUUCCUCAUAUGAGCAAAAUUUAUGCUUGGAAAGGGACAUGGGCUAUUUUAUGUAACACUUUACUGCAUAAUUAAAUCUGUAUAUGUUU